AUGGUGCAGGCAACGAUGCAACAAACAGAGGUGCGGCGGCAGCUGAAGCAAUUAAAUAAGCCUGCCGUUAAGAGCAUCAAGAGCCCAGAUGGAGAUAUCAUAGACUGUGUCCAUAUCUCUCAUCAGCCUGCCUUUGAUCAUCCUUUACUCAAAAACCACACCAUCCAGAUGAGACCAAGUUUCCACCCAUUUGGCCCAUAUGACGCGAACAAGGUGGCAUCAAAAAAGGAAACUAGCUCCAUAACUCAGCUUUGGCAUCAAAAUGGGAGGUGCCCCAAGGACACCAUCCCCAUUAGGAGGACCAAGAAGGAUGAUCUGAUGAGAGCCAGCUCUGUUGAAAGAUACGGAAAGAAGAGGCACUCGACAAUCCCGAAUUCCAGUUUUGUAGAUCCCGUUCAGAUUAGAAACGGACAUGAGUAUGCGAUUGUUUCUGCAAAGCGGGAUGAGUAUUAUGGAGCCAAGGCAACCAUAAAUGUGUGGAACCCGAAGGUCCAACAACCAUAUGAGUUCAGUUUGUCUCAACUUUGGAUUAUUGGGGGUCCUGAAGAACUUCUCAAUACAGUCGAAGCUGGCUGGCAG
Molecule: messenger RNA, 579 nt
Organism: Phoenix dactylifera (date palm)
Lineage: Eukaryota; Viridiplantae; Streptophyta; Magnoliopsida; Arecales; Arecaceae
Source: RefSeq, a predicted model, not a curated record